Molecule: messenger RNA, 1104 nt
Organism: Aspergillus steynii IBT 23096
Lineage: Eukaryota; Fungi; Ascomycota; Eurotiomycetes; Eurotiales; Aspergillaceae
Product: alpha/beta-hydrolase
Exons: 1
Coding region: 1-1104 (367 amino acids)
Molecular function (GO): hydrolase activity
Source: RefSeq, a predicted model, not a curated record
AUGGCACGCAAUAAUCGUCUGAGGGCCUCACUGCCUUUCAAGCUGCUGUUCAUCCUCCAUUUCCUCCCCGUGGCAUCCCUCCGCCUCUUAUUCUACAUUGUUUUCUAUGCUUUCCGCUUUUCGCGCCCCCGCUGGCCAUACAGGCGCUGCAUCUCAGUCGAGAUAAUCAAGUUGUCUGUCGAACUUGUCUACGGCAUCGACUACAAAGCCAAACUGUCCCUGAACCCAGACAAGGAAGGAGAUCAGUUCAUCAGGAUCAAACCUCGCCUCGAUUGCGUGUACAAAGACAUCCUCGAUAGCGCUGAAAUCAAACCCGCAAUAGUCGGCGCCAUCUGGUACCCAACCCGCUACAGCAACGCAGACACCACCCAGAAAAUCGUCCUCCAUUUCCACGGAGGCGGAUACAUAAUAUGCGAUGCUCGCGAAGACGACUGCGGCCCCAGCGCUCGCUCCCUAAGCCGACAGUUCGACGACGCCCCCGUCCUUUGUCUCGACUAUCGACUGGCAAAUACACCCAACGGGCGCUUCCCUGCGGCCAUCCAGGACGCAGUCACGGCGUAUCGCUACCUCAUCGAAGACAUGAACAUUGACUCGUCGCGGCUUAUUCUCUCUGGUGACUCUGCGGGCGGGAACCUCGUUCUGGCGCUCUUGCGUUAUCUUUCUGACAAUCCCGAUGUGCUGCCUCUGCCUAACGCGGCGCUUCUUUGGUCUGCUUGGGUUAAUCUCUCUGAUAUGAGCCAUGUCGCUCGCAGUGUUAAUAGGGGUAUUGAUUGUCUGAACGCGACGUUCUUGGAAUGGGCUGUGGACGUCCUGACGGAUGACGGGAGGAUUGUGCCUAGCUCACAUCCGUAUCUCUCCUUUGCGCAGUCUCCGUUCUAUGUGAAGGUGCCUAUUUGGGCGAUGGUCGGGACGGCGGAAAGCUUUUAUGAGUCGAAUGCUAAAUUUGUGCGGGAAAUGCGUGCUUUUGGAAAUGUGGUGAUGUUGUAUGAAAUGCUGGAUGCACCGCAUGAUGUGUUUAUGGCGAGUAGGGCGUACGGGUUGGAGCGGGAGGUCGAAAAAGCGAUGAGAGAGGUUUGGGGAAUCAUUCAGAAGGGUGCUUGGUGA